AUGAGGACAAGGCCAAAGAGUCAAGCCCCUGCUGAUCUCAUGUUGGAAACUGAAGCUGCAGAGAACCUGCGGAUAGCCAGGAAUAAUUUAGAGAUAUUGAAUGAGAAGAUGACAGUCCAACUAGAAGAGACUGGUAAGAGGUUACAGUCAGCGGAACGCAGAAGUCCACAGCUUGAAGGUGCUGACAGCAAGAGCUGGAAAUCUAUUGUUGUUACAAGAAUGUAUGAAGCCAAGUUGAAAAAAUUGGAAACUGAUAUUGCAAAAAAAACCCAUAGCCUUACUGAUCUUAAACAGCUUGUAAGACAAGCAACAGAAAGGGAACAAAAAAUUAAGAAAUAUACUGAAGACCUCGAGCACCAGAUUGAGAUUCUCAAACAUAUUCCUGAAGGUGAUGAAACAGAACAAAGUCUUCGGCGGGAGCUUCAAGUUCUUAGACUUGCUAAUACUCAGCUGGAGAAAGAAAAAGCAGAAUUAAUCCGUCAGAUAGAAGUCAACAAAAACCAAAGUGGAGCUGAGAGCACCAUACCUGAUCCUUAUCAACUAAAGGAAAAGGUAAAAGAUCUAGAAACACAGCUCAAAACCUCAGAUCUAGAAAAGCAGCAAUUCAAGGAGGAAGUAAAAAAGCUGAAGAAAGAACUGGAAAAUUUUGAUCCUUCAUUUUUUGAAGAAAUCGAAGAUCUGAAGUAUAAUUACAAAGAAGAAGUGAAAAAAAAUAUUCUCUUGGAAGAGAAGUUGAAAAAACUUUCUGAACACUUUGGAGUUGAAUUAACUAGUCCUGUUGCUGCUUCUGAACAGCUAGAAGAUGAAGAAGAAAGUCCUACUAAUUUCCCCAUUUAUUAACUAUUUAAGUUAAAAUUCCACCUGGAAGUCAAGCAAGUCUCUGAGCUACAUUUCCUUCCCAGUACCUUGUACUUUUACCUAAAGUGGAAGUUUUAGUACAUAAAACUAUGUGAUAUUUUUAAUGUAUUAGAAAAGUAUAUUUUUGAAGACUUUGAGUAAUUUAUGGUUUAUCAAACAGGCAAUAAGCUAUGAUGCAUUUCUGUAUGUUCGUGUUUGAAGUUUUUUGGUAUGAGGGUAAAUAAUGAUUUUUAAAUUGGAGUUUUAUAUAUACUUACAUACUUAUAUGUGUUAUGUUGUGAAGUUAUAUAUAUAUGUUGUGAAGUUGAGCCAUGUUUUAUUAAAUAUAUAAGAUUAAAUUCAGCUUUAACUAUUUAAUUU
Messenger RNA from Manis javanica (Malayan pangolin), 1218 nucleotides. The record is from RefSeq and is a predicted model, not a curated record. Lineage: Eukaryota; Metazoa; Chordata; Mammalia; Pholidota; Manidae.